UACAAGGCGAAGGUGCGGCAGCUCUCGUUCAACCUGAAGGACCCCAAGAACCCGGAUCUCAGAAGGUCCGUGGCGGACGGGCUGAUCUCCCCAAAGGUACUACUGGACCUGAAGCCCGAGGAGCUCGGAAGCGACGAGAGAAGGAACGAGAACGCCGCCAUACGCGAGGCUGCCACUGCAGAGGCUGUGCGAGGGCAGAAGCAGCAGGCAUCCACUGACGCGUUCAAGUGCGGCAAGUGCGGCCAGCGGAAGUGCACCUACUACCAGCUGCAGACGAGGUCCGCGGAUGAGCCCAUGACCACGUUCGUGACGUGCGUCAACUGCGACAAUAGGUGGAAGUUC
This is a messenger RNA of Micromonas commoda, 342 nucleotides long. RefSeq lists its product with no specific name. The record is from RefSeq and is a predicted model, not a curated record. Gene Ontology annotation, biological process: DNA-templated transcription. Gene Ontology annotation, cellular component: nucleus. The transcript has a single exon. Gene Ontology annotation, molecular function: zinc ion binding; nucleic acid binding. The annotation marks the transcript as partial. NCBI's taxonomy places the organism in Eukaryota, Viridiplantae, Chlorophyta, Mamiellophyceae, Mamiellales, Mamiellaceae.